This is a messenger RNA of Condylostylus longicornis, 1161 nucleotides long. RefSeq lists its product as uncharacterized. The coding region runs from base 73 to 1101 and encodes 342 amino acids. Lineage: Eukaryota; Metazoa; Arthropoda; Insecta; Diptera; Dolichopodidae. The transcript is spliced from 5 exons. Gene Ontology annotation, molecular function: RNA binding. The record is from RefSeq and is a predicted model, not a curated record.
CUCACAUGGUUAUUUUAACUUUUUUAUUACAUGCAUACUUACAGACAUUGGAGCCUGUUUAACAUAAUUUAGAUGACGAAAGUUAAAAAAGAUAUCCCUGAAAAAAAAUCUAAAAAAAAGAAAAACACCUUAAAAGACAAAACAUUUUCAACAAAAAAAAAUGGAAAAACAUUUGCUGAAGUGAAAUCUCAAAAAACUGAAGAGGAAGACAAGACAGAAACGAAGGCAGAUACAGCAAUCAAUACAAAAUUAACGGAAGAUGAGCAAAAAGAAAGAAAUGCAAGAACAAUUUUCAUUGGGAAUUUACCAUUUAAUACGAAGAAGCAACAGUUGGCGAAAUUUCUUAAGCCAUAUGGUGAAAUGAAGAACUGUCGAUUCCGAAGGCCAAAUGGAAAAAAAAUUCUAAAUAAAAUGAAAUCAGAAAAUUUUUCAACUAUUAUUGCUUAUGCCGUGAUGAAAUCCAUUGAAGAUGCAGAAAAUUGUCUUAUUUUGAAUGGUACUGAAUUUAAAAAUCAUCACAUACGAGUGACAAAACUAGAAAAAAAAUUUUCCUUAGACGAAGAUGUAAACAAAAGAACUAUUUUCGUUGGAAAUUUGAGAUACUCUGCAACAGAGGAAAAACUACACAAUAUAUUUUCAACAUGUGGAGAUAUCGAAUACGUUCGAACAAUUAACAAUGAAAAAGGUUGUAAAGGAUGUGCGUAUAUUUGUUUCAAAAAACGGGAUUCUGUAGGUUUAGCUAUGGAACUAGACAAAACUUUGUUAGAUGAUAGGCCAAUACACGUUGAAAAAUAUUCAGAAAAGAAAAAACUGAUAAAACCAAAAAGAAGUAGUGAAAAAGUUCUUACAGGAUUCGAAAGGAGAAUGAUGAAGAAAAUGUCUAAAGAACUAGGUUGCAAAACUCAUCAGCCUUCGAGAAGUUUUUCAAAAAAUAAUUUAGCCACGGAAAAUCCUAAAAAUUUAAAAAAACUAACAAAGAAGACCACUGCGCAAUUAAAUUAUAGAGGAAAAAAAGCUAAUAACAAAAAGCAUAAUAAAAAGUGUAAAAGGCGAAAUCAUCUCAUGGACUUAGCUAAGAAGAUAGCACCUAAGGAUAAAUAAAAUUUCAUUAAAUUUUUUUAACUUCUAAAUGUUUAUUAUUUUGAAUUUGCAAUUUGCUUU